Molecule: messenger RNA, 1965 nt
Organism: Meriones unguiculatus (Mongolian gerbil)
Lineage: Eukaryota; Metazoa; Chordata; Mammalia; Rodentia; Muridae
Product: phosphatidylinositol 3,4,5-trisphosphate 3-phosphatase TPTE2-like
Exons: 15
Coding region: 16-1260 (414 amino acids)
Biological process (GO): protein dephosphorylation
Cellular component (GO): cytosol
Molecular function (GO): phosphatidylinositol-3,4,5-trisphosphate 3-phosphatase activity; protein tyrosine phosphatase activity
Source: RefSeq, a predicted model, not a curated record
GCUUUAUUUUUCCUCAUGGAUGUUCUUCUCAGAGUGUAUGUAGAAGGGAGACAGCAUUAUUUCUCUGACCUACUGAACACCCUAGAUGCUGUCGUCAUUGGUGUGACUCUGCUCAUUGCCAUCGCUUACAUAUUUUAUGACAAGAAGUUUCUUAGAGAUAUCCCAAGAUUAGCAGUUUUAUUUCGACCUCUACGACUGCUCGUUCUGAUAAGAAUUUUGCAACUGGCUCAUCAAAAAAGACAGCUUGUAAAGCUGACAAGGCGGCUGGUCUCGGGAAACAAACGACGAUACAAGAAGGAUGGCUUUGACCUAGAUCUCACUUACGUUACCGAGCGUAUUAUUGCUAUGUCGUUCCCAUCGUCUGGAAAGCAGUCCUUCUAUAGAAAUCCAAUUCAGGAGGUCGUGCGGUUCCUCGAUACCAAGCAUCCAAACCACUACCAAGUCUACAAUCUGUGCAGUGAGAGAGCGUAUGACCCGAAGCGCUUCCACUACCGGGUCCGCAGAAUCAUGAUUGAUGACCACAACGUCCCCACGCUCGAGGAAAUGCUGCUGUUCUCCAGGGAAGUGAGCGACUGGCUGGCUAAGGACCCUGAAAAUGUCGUGGCAGUUCACUGUAAGGGUGGAAAAGGAAGAACUGGAACCAUGAUUUGUGCGUGCCUCCUUGCUGAUGACAUAGUUUUAAAUGCAAAGGAAAGCCUUUUCUUUUUUGGGGAGCGGAGGACUGAUAAAACCAACAGCAGUAAGUUCCAAGGAAUAGAGACCCCUUCUCAGAAUAGAUAUGUUAAAUAUUUUGAAAAACUGAAAUUUCGCUACCAAUGGACUCUCCCUCCAAAAAAAUUACUCAUAAUAAAAAGAUUCAUUGUUUACUCUAUUCAUGGUGUCGGAAAAGGCAAUGGAAGUGAUCUAAAAAUACAAGUAAUAAUGUGGCAGGAGACUAUUUUUUCCUGUUUUACUUCCAAAAAUUGUAUGAUAUUCCAUGACAUUGAGACAGACAGAGUAAUAAUUAAUGUAUACAACUGUCCAGCUCUGUCCGAGGAUGUGAAAGUGAAGUUUCUCUCCCCGAAUCUUCCCAAAUACUACGAUGACUGCCCCUUUUUCUUUUGGUUUCACACAUCUUUCAUAAAAAAUAACAGGCUUUAUCUAGCAAGACAUGAAUUGGAUAACCCCCAUAAAUCAAAAACAUGGAGAAUUUAUGGUCCGAAGUUUGCAGUAGAAGUGUAUUUUGGUGAGACACAGCAAGCGAUACGUGGUAGACGUUGAACAAGUGCCAUUCCCCUUCUCGGAUAGAAUCAUGUUCUUCCCAAUCCAUGCUAUGUAUUUAUGUCCUCUAACCUAUAUCUUUGAUGGCAUAUCUGUAUUUAAUAUAUCUAUACAUGUGUGUAUGUGUAUGUACAUGUUUCUAGGAAAUAAAUGUAUUCAGGAACAUUACGUCUGGUAAAUUUUUUUCUUCUGAAGGCAUACACAGUACAGUCUUUCUUUCUUUUUGAGAGAGGGCCUCACUACAGGCCCUUGCUGGCCUGUAAUUCACUAUGUAGGCUAGAUGUGAACUCACAGCAAUCCGCCUGCUUGUCUCAUGAGUGCUGGGAGUAUAGGCAUGUACCACCAUGCCUGGCUGUCUUUGUACUGUUUGCAACAUUCAGUAUGUGGGAGAAUUCGGUAUCAUUGUGAAGCACUUUGAAACAGCCAGUAUUUCCUGCCAAUAUUAGAGACACUGGGUAUAUUUUUAAGAACUUGGAAAUAACAGAUCUUCCCUGUCAAAAUAAUUGAGCUAUACAAAAACUGUGUUUCCAUAACACACACGCAUUUACACAUUUCUGAGCAAGUAUUUAUCCUGUUUUAUAUUUGUAAUUUGCCUCUAUUUGAUUCACAGAUUGUUCACACGUAUCAGAUUGGCCAUGAUGCCGAAGUUUUUGCUUUGUUUUGGUAUUUCUAUGACCUGCACACUUGUGCCUGUAUGUGCAUGAG